Molecule: messenger RNA, 1716 nt
Organism: Miscanthus lutarioriparius
Lineage: Eukaryota; Viridiplantae; Streptophyta; Magnoliopsida; Poales; Poaceae
Source: the annotation of a GenBank genome assembly
AUGGAUCAAAUGUUGGUUGAGCUUGCCGGGCACCAUCCACCUAUACUCGGAUGUUUGAACCAUCAAAGAUAUGCCAAAGCUUUCUAUAGGAUGGUUGCUAGUGCAGAUGAGUUGGUGCAUGAUAGAACCACACACUCACGCUUGUUUGCUGUAGCUCGCUUGUUUGCUGUGAAGUCACGGUACAACAUGUCCGUCGCAGAAUAUGAUGACAUACUAGGCAUAGUACAUGAACUCCUUCCGCCUGACUCCAAGUUACCUAAUGACUUCUACCAAUCUAGGAAAUUAUUAGAGGGUCUUGGUAUGCAAUAUAUCAAAAUUGAUGUUUGCUAUAACAAUUGCAUGCUAUUCUACAAAGAUAACAAGGACAAAGAUAAAUGUGAUUUUUGUGGUGCUAAUCGGCGUUUCUUGCCUCAAGAUCAUCCAUUUAGAAAUGAAGCUAAUGCUUUUCGCAAGAACACCAAGGUGUUUGAUGAGGCACCUAGGUGUAUCCAAAAACUUAGGAAAAAAGUAAGAAAUAAGGCUCGUGUUGAGGCUGGCAUUGUUGAGGCAUUUCUUGUUGAAGAGGCUGCAAAUACACUAAGUCUAUAUUUUAGACCCCAUGCUCCAUCUGUUAGAAAUAAGGUGCCUCGCUAUGAUGAUUGUGCAUCUUCAUUUCAAGGUACAUGUGACCUUGACAUUUUUAAAUGUCCAGGUCGUUGCAUGAGCCCUAGAGGUGUUCGUGAACUCUCAAACAAGGAGUACAAGGUUGCUUUUCUAUACAUAUUGACAAACAUGCCGGAGAUGGAUGAUUUCUUCACACACUUCGAUAAUGAACAGUGGAAGAGCCGUAUAGCUCCCACAGACCAGCAACGUCGUGAUUUAAGGUUAAAUGGUUGGAAAAAUAGCCAUGGUAUACAAUCUGUUCCAAAUUUUUUUGAUUGGUUCAAAGAGCAAUGCUUGAGAACAGCUAGCAUUCACAAUGCUCUGUUCCAAAUGUCCUAUGGUUACUGCCCUCGAGUUAGGUCCUAUGGGUGUUAUGAUGUCAAUGGCUAUAGAUUCCGUUCAAAGAAAUAUGAGAGUGGAAGAGUAGGGCUAACAACUAUCAAUAGUGGUGUUUGUGUAACUUCUUUUGAUGAAUCAGACAAUGCUCUAGAGUAUUAUGGAAUCAUAGAAGAUAUAAUUAAAAUUGAGUGGGAAGGCAGCAUGAAACUAGAGUUGGUGCUGUUUUAUUGCUCCUGGUUUGAUCCAACACCCAAUGGAUUGAGGCGUAUUGAAGAUCUAGGCUUGGUAGAGAUCAAUCAUACAUUAAGAUUAUCAAAUUUUGACCCAUUUGUGAUGGCUAGUCAGGUUACUCAAGUGUACUAUCUGUCAUACCCGUGUAAGAACAGAGAGUUGUCUUCAUGGUGGGUUGUCUACCAUGUUGCUCCACAUGGAUGUGUGCCUAUGAAUGAAAGCAGUAGUGAAGCUAUGAAUAUGGAAGGGGUAGUGCAGGAUGUCUACCAAGCGGAUGGUUUGGAUGGCACCUUUGUCAUUGAUUUGAGUGAUGCCUUGGACUCCUUAAUUGCAACGGGAUCAGAUGAGGUUACCGACCCAAAAGACUUGGAAGCAAUACAGAAACAAGUUGUUCUAGAUGAGGAAUAUGAUGAAGAAGCUAUUGAAGAAGAGAAAGAGACGGAAGAGGAUGAUGAAGCAAUGGAUGAAGAAGAUGAAGAAACUUAUGAUCCAAAUGAUUUUUGA